Molecule: messenger RNA, 408 nt
Organism: Magnolia sinica
Lineage: Eukaryota; Viridiplantae; Streptophyta; Magnoliopsida; Magnoliales; Magnoliaceae
Exons: 1
Coding region: 1-408 (135 amino acids)
Source: RefSeq, a predicted model, not a curated record
AUGUCCAACGUGGUUGAGCGGGACCAGAAGCCUCUGCUCUUUGUCCGCGAUUCUGCCAUGAUGGUCAAUGGGGGUUUCUUCCAUCGGGAAUGCGGGAUGCCCGAACCGUCCAUGCCGAUGGAUUUUGUCCGCGACACUUGGAUCACUCGGAGAGAUAAAUACCUGAAUUCAUUUCCCAUGAAUCAGAAUAACUAUCCGGUCCUAGUAGAAGGUUCUGGUGGCCAUGCUAUGCAAAUGCUAACACUGCCUGAUACAUCACAGGAUGAGCGGGCUUUGCAGAUUGAAGAAUCCGAUAGUAAAAGAGAAGGGCCUUUGAAGAAACGGGCCAAUGGGAGUGCCUGUAAACCGUCGAAAGCGAAGAAGAGUAAGCGGAUUUCGAAGGACGAAUCAAACAGUUUUCCUAACUGA